Polyodon spathula (Mississippi paddlefish) is the source of this 451-nucleotide messenger RNA. It is a transcript of the gene mia, whose product is annotated as MIA SH3 domain containing. The record is from RefSeq and is a predicted model, not a curated record. NCBI's taxonomy places the organism in Eukaryota, Metazoa, Chordata, Actinopteri, Acipenseriformes, Polyodontidae. Gene Ontology annotation, molecular function: protein binding. Gene Ontology annotation, biological process: extracellular matrix organization. The transcript is spliced from 4 exons. Bases 1 to 315 code for a protein of 104 amino acids.
AUGCGGGAGCAGACAGCACGGCAUGCGAGCUUGUGUCUUGUUGCAGACCCCAUCUCGAUGGCUGUGGCGCUUGAGGAUUUCUACCCCUCGGACUGUCGCUUCAUCCCCAUACGCAAGGGCCAAGUCAUCUACGUCUUCUCAAAGCUCAAGGGCCGGGGACGCCUCUUCUGGGCUGGCAGUGUCCAGAGCGGUUAUUACAGCGAGCAGGAAGCCCGGCUGGGGUUCUUCCCGAGCAGUGUGGUGGAGGAGACCCAGCUCCUGCAGCCAGGGGACGUCGAGGUCAUGACAGAGCCCUGGGACUUUUAUUGCAACUAAAGCCCGCAGAGCAGAGGAAGCCAUCGGCUGAGCUUCCCUGAUGCCCGUUCAGCAACCAGUGCAUCUCGUAGUGGAGUGCAGGGAAAACGAGCGGCGCAUUGCUGGAUGUCCAUAAAUAAAACAAUCAAUCAACGCA